AUGCGAAAUGCUGCUGGAGCCAAGACCGCGAUCUUCAAGCCCACUGAUGAGGAACCUUAUGCUCCAUUCAAUCCGAAAGGAUUUACUGGCAUGAUGGACGUGUACUCUGAAAUGAAAAGUGGAAUCAAAGUUGGUGGAGGAGCUGCUCGGGAAUGUGCUGCAUAUCUGUUGGACCAUGAAAGUCGUGCCAAGGUUCCUUGCACUACUAUGCUUCGAAUCUCUCAUACUACUCUGCUGCCCAAGUCUGAAGCUGAGGUUCAGAUCAAAGUCGGUUCGUUGCAGAGGUUCCAUGAGCAUGACUGCACAGCGGAAGAUAUUGGCACCUCGCUGUUGGAUGUCGAACAGGUUCAUUACAUUGGCAUAUUGGAUGUCCGCUUGUUCAACAUGGAUCGGAACUCGGACAACCUUCUGGUCAAUCGUCAUCAUUCUGGCAAAGUCUCUCUGAUUCCUAUUGACCACGGUUACGUGCUUCCAUCCUUCAAACACCUUGAGGAUGUGAACACUUGUUGGUUGCACUGGCCUCAAGCUAAGAAACCUUUCAGUGCCGACACCUUGUCGUUCAUUGAGAAUCUGAAUGCCGAUGAAGAGAUGGAAAUGUUGAAGACCACUUUGGGUCUGCCGGAAGAAUGCUUGAUCACCCUGUUUAUCGGGACCACUUUGAUUCAGAAAGCCGCCUUGUCAGGACUCACCUUGCACGAGAUUGGCACUUUGAUGAUGCGCCCUGGUUAUGACAUGCCAUCUGAAGUUGAGCUUGCUGUUAGGAGAGUCCUUGCCGUGUGGACCGAAUCUGAUGGAGUGAGUGUUUUGAAAUCACUAUUAGCUUCCGAGAUUAGUGAGAUGAUUGUGUCUAAGAACCCUUCUCCUUAAGUGUGGCUGAGAAUGGAUAAUUUGCAUCCUGAUGAUCGUCGUUUGUAGUAAAUCUUGGUAAAUUCGAAACUAUG
This is a messenger RNA of Guillardia theta CCMP2712, 941 nucleotides long. RefSeq lists its product as hypothetical. The transcript has 3 exons. The record is from RefSeq and is a predicted model, not a curated record. The coding region runs from base 1 to 867 and encodes 288 amino acids. Lineage: Eukaryota; Cryptophyceae; Pyrenomonadales; Geminigeraceae.